Molecule: messenger RNA, 609 nt
Organism: Plectropomus leopardus (leopard coralgrouper)
Lineage: Eukaryota; Metazoa; Chordata; Actinopteri; Perciformes; Serranidae
Source: RefSeq, a predicted model, not a curated record
AUGUAUUACGCCACAGAAUGUAUGAUUCCCUUGUGUGUGCCUCUCGGAGUAGCCAUUGCAGCUCACACCGUGUACCUUGUUGAAUGCGCCCUGAGGAGGCUGCGAAGGGUGGUGGGUGCGACCCUCCCUACCUUCUUGUCCUUGGGGAAGUCAGUGGUCAGCUGCUGGGGAUCAGGUGAGGUGGCUGGCGUCAUGGAUACUAAAGUCCUGCAUUUCAGAGGGUACAUGAAAAUGUCGGCUGCACUGACCCUCCUCACCAUUACUCUGUGUCUGUAUGUGAGUCAACAAAACACCAGACACUGUCCUCUACCAUCUGAAACAUGAAGUCAAUCAUUCAAAUCAGCUGGAAACACUAUCACCCUCACUCUCAGCUGGAUAGGCAUGCUUCUGUAGAGGAUGCUCUUGUCUUUUAUAAUGGAGAAACAGAGUUACUUUUGUUUUCUCAUAUUCCUGUUUGUCUGUGCCACCUGUGGGCUGAAUGUAAAGUUCAAUGUCCCUGAGACCGAGAAUCUGACAGCGCAGGAGACAGAGUUUCAGGAUGCACUACAAAUUUGGAUUAUCAUAGAGAACAAAAAUCAGUUGAACAGAAACCCAGCUGAAAUAAAAUAG